This is a messenger RNA of Thunnus maccoyii (southern bluefin tuna), 4302 nucleotides long. It is a transcript of the gene abtb3b, whose product is annotated as BTB (POZ) domain containing 11b. Gene Ontology annotation, molecular function: protein heterodimerization activity. The transcript has 17 exons. The coding region runs from base 400 to 3444 and encodes 1014 amino acids. Lineage: Eukaryota; Metazoa; Chordata; Actinopteri; Scombriformes; Scombridae. The record is from RefSeq and is a predicted model, not a curated record.
CAUCGUUUUCACUUUUUACAUCGACUUUUAUUGAUAAGCUUAAUCAUGAGCUACAUCAAUGACUUUCUAUUGAUCCCGUAAAACGAUCCAAUUAAAACUCUUUGCUGCUUCAUCCCGAGAGUCCAUUGGCUGACAGCUGUUCUCGGUUCUCCACAGCCCCGCCUCCAUCUGUCAGGCACUGCGCUGGUAAAACACAGUGUGACUGUUGAUGCGCUGUAGUGAGAUAGUACUCUAUAACUUUGUAUGACAGCCUUGGAUGGACUUUUCCUGAAAUAAGAAUAAUAAUACAAAGUCACCAGACGUCGUGCAAGGCGUGUGCGUAUCCAAAACUCCACCGUCUUGAAUAUUUUCCUGCACUUUUGUUUUCCCAAGCCCUCUUUUACAGUAUGAAGUGCAGUUAUGGCAAGGAGUAGCAAGUCAGUAACGAGGACCCUGGAGGAUUUGACGCUAGACUCGGGUUAUGGUGGAGCCGCCGACUCCUUCAGAUCUUCCAGUGCGUCGCUGUGCUGCUCAGAGGCACAUGGGGGGAAUUACUGGCAUUUAACUGACUCGAUGCACAGUCGACACAACAGUCUGGACACUGUUAACACGGUCCUGGUCGAAGACGCCGAGAUCCUGGAGUGCACCGGGCAGUGCGCUAAACUACCCGAGCUUGAGGAUGUGCCGUGGAGCCUCGGGGAAGUGGCGAGCGCACUGAACAGGGACGAGGAGAUGAGCCUGCCGACCCCUCCACAGGACGUCCUGCUCAGGCUCUCGGUGCUGGUUAACCGGGCCCUGGUCAGGGUCGCCAAGGAGGCGCAGCGCCUGAGUUUGCGCUACGCUAAAUGCACCAAAUAUGAGAUCCAAAGUGCCAUAAAGAUCGUCCUGUCGUGGAGCGUCUCGAUGAACUGCAUCAGCGCGGCCCUCGGUGCCUUGUCCCUGUACAACAUGAGCACGGAAGAGGACAAGUUCAGCCGCGGCAAGUCGGUGCGCUGCGGACUCAUCUUCAACGUGGGGAAGUUCUUCAGGUGGAUGGUCGACAGCAGGGUUGCGGUAAGGAUCCACGAACACGCGGCGAUCUACCUGGCUGCGUGCAUGGAGAGCCUCUUCCGCGAGGUGUACGCGCGGGUGCUGCGCAGUGCGCUGCUGGAGACGGAUAACGGGAUCCCCAAGUUUACCGUGGAGAUCCUGGAGCAGGCCGUCAACAGUGAUGCAGAGCUAUGGGGGUCUCUGCAACCCUGGCAACACCUGAUCUGUGGGAAGAAUGCAAGCGGUGUGCUCAGCCUACCUGAGGGUCUGACUCUUCAUAGGGACCAACAGCAGCAGCAGCAGCGAGCAGGGAAGAGCGGAGAGGGAAACGCCUACAAUCAGUCUGAGCUGCGCUCUGUUGAGCAGUGCUUACUGGCCACACGAGUAGGCAGCAUCUCUGAACUCAGUGACCUGGUGUCCCGAGCCAUGCACCACCUACAACCGCUGUACAUGAAGAACCACAACAAUGGAACGCCAAUCCACCAGAAGAGCAGUGUGAUUCACUGGGCGCCUGAGGCGAUCUACACGCUGUGUUACUUCAUGCACUGCCCUCAGAUGGAGUGGGAGAACCCCAAUGUUGAGCCCUCCAAAGUUACCUUACAAACAGAGAGGCCAUUUAUGGUGCUGCCACCUCUGAUGGAGUGGGUGCGUGUGUCUGUUGCCCACACUGAACACAGACGCAGCUUCUCUGUGGACAGCGAUGAUGUUCGGCAGACUGCCAGACUGCUGCUGCCCGGAGUGGACUGCGAGCCACGCCAACUCCGAACGGAUGACUGCUUCUGUGCCUCGAGAAAACUGGAUGCUGCCUCUACUGAGGCAAAGUUCCUCCAGGACCUGGGCUUCCGUAUGCUCAGCUGUGGACGCACAGACCUGGUGAAGCAGGCUGUCAACCUGCUAGGUCCGGACGGUAUCAACAGCAUGAGUGAGCAGGGGAUGACCCCACUGAUGUACGCUUGUGUCCGUGGAGAUGAGGCCAUGGUGCAGAUGCUGCUGGAUGCAGGAGCUGAUAUUAACAGCGAGGUGCCAAACUCAGUGCACAAGCACCCCUCAGUCUUUCCCGAAACACGGCAGGCGACGCCCCUCACUUUCGCCGUGUUACACGGACAUGUGCCCGUGGUGCAGCUGCUGCUGGAUGCCAAAGCCAACGUGGAGGGGUCCCUGCAGGACGGGAUGGAGAACUACACAGAGACCCCACUGCAGCUGGCUGCCGCUGCAGGUAACUUUGAGCUAGUGAGUUUGCUGCUGGAGCGGGGGGCGGACCCCAUGGUGGGAACCAUGUACCGCAAUGGCAUCUCCACCGCGCCGCAGGGAGACAUGAACUCCUACAGCCUGGCAGCAGCUCAUGGACACAGAAAUGUAUUUCGUAAGUUGUUGUCUCAUACGGAAAAAGGGAAAGGGGAUGUUUUAUCCCUGGAGGAGAUUCUGGCAGAAGGUUCAGAGCUGGAGGGGAGAAGUUUGUCUGACAUGGACCUGAUCCGGACUGGGAAGGCCAAACUUAAAGCCCUAAAAGAAGCCAUGUACCACAGUGCAGAACACGGGCAUGUAGACAUCACCAUAGACAUACGGAGCCUCGGGGUUCCAUGGACCUUGCACAAUUGGCUGGAGUCUCUGCGCACAUGUUUCCAUCAGCACCGCCGGCCUCUGAUCCAGGGUCUUCUGAAAGAGUUCAGCUGCAUUGAGGAAGAAGAGUACACCGAGGAGCUCAUCACACAUGGCCUUCCUCUUAUGUUCCAGAUCCUCAGAGCCAGCAAGAAUGAGGUGAUCAGCCAGCAGCUGUCUGCAAUCUUCACCCAGUGUUAUGGCCCAUACCCCAUCCCCAAACUGGCAGAGAUCAAGAGGAAGCAGUCGUCACGCCUGGAUCCUCACUUUCUGAACAAUAAAGAGAUGUCUGACGUUACCUUUUUGGUGGAGGGGAAACCUUUUUAUGCCCACAAAGUCCUGCUCUUCACAGCUUCCACCAGAUUCAAAACUCUUCUAGCAAACAGGCCUUGUGGUGAAAACACCUGCAUCGAAAUCAGCAAUGUCAAGUAUCACAUUUUUCAGCUGGUGAUGCAGUAUCUCUACUGCGGAGGAACGGAUGCUCUGCACAUUAGGAAUACUGAUGUUAUGGAGCUUUUGUCUGCGUCCAAGUUCUUCCAGCUGGAGGCGCUGCAGAGACACUGUGAGAUCAUCUGCUCGAAGAACAUCAACACAGAAACUUGUGUGGAGAUCUACAACCACACCAAGUUUCUUGAUGCUCCAGACUUGGCAUCCUAUAUAGAAGGCUACUUCCUAAAGAACAUGGUAAUCCUGAUUGAGUUGGAGCCAUUCAAACAGCUGUUGUACGAUGCACCUCCAGAUAGCCCUGGCUGUGACAUCCUGCAGGACCUGGAGAAAACCUUGGCCAUCCGCAUCCAGUCCAUCCACCUGUCCUCCUCCAAGGGAUCCAUCGUCUGAACUCCUUACUGCACUCAUGAACAGAGAAUAUUUAUCAGAGUGAUAGAGACAUGGCACUCUACUGAGAUAUAUCUGAGUGACAGAUCAUCUCAAGUAAAAGAGAAAAAUAAGACUGGACUGUCCCGUUGCAAUCUCUGUGAAGCUCAUCAGUUGCUAAUAAGCUUCUUGUUAUCUUAGCACAGAUGGUUACAAGUCUGUCUGUCUGCCUUGUUGAUAUCUGUCUACUAUGAGUUAACAUGACAUAAAAUAGCUAGAUUAUGCCACAAUUUGCCAAUAACAUACAUGACUGUAACAAUGUCCUUUGUUCAGCAAGAAUUUCUCAGCUAAGUACAGUAGUACAAAAUGUGUGUUACAUGUUGAACUGAACGGAUGAGGUGGGACGACGGAAGCUCAGAUGAAGAGCAGCAACCAACUGCAGCAGUCAGAGCAUCUGAAUACAUGGCUCCUGGUUGAGACAAUAAACAACCUUAGUGUAAUGUGAUAAGCCAUCCUUACCUAGCUGUGAGGAAAAACUGCCACCACAUGUUGUGAUUAUUUGCUUGAACAUCUGGACCUGUACAGAAUCAUUAAUUUGUAUAUCUGUCAGUCACUUAGCAGUAUUCAUGCUGAUUACUCUUUAAAGCCAAACACAACUGACAAGUAGGCUACCUGUGAGGUGACUGGUGCAAAAGAGGGACAUUCAUCAGCUGACUUUGGGCAACUGGCUGGGAAAGAAGAUUUUUUCUUCCUCCAUUACUGUGUAAAUAUUGUUGAUAAAAACAGAUCUAUUGAUUAUGUAAGUUAAUGUAUAUAUCCACAGAUGUUUUCUCAUGUGUCUUACUGUUGGAUAUCGCUGUAAAAAAAAGGUAAUCUUAUAAA